AUCAAUACCACCAUACUAAAAAUAAUUGUUAGUGUCCUUAUGUUGGUAGUAUUGUUAGUUUGACAAAUGAAAAAAAAUGUCUGUCAAUUGAGUUUGAGUUUUUAACCGGCGAAUUGAUUCGUGUGAAGUUAUUUUCUCAGAUUUGGUGCAAUAUUACUGUAAAUAAACUUUUCUGUCGUUUACGUUGAGUUGAUUAAGUUCCUCCGUAUCGGGCGUGAUAAAGUUUGCUGUUCAGUGUUAUGUUUUUUGUGAGAUAGAGACUCUUUUAAAUAAGCUGUGUUUCAACUUCUACAGAAGUUUAAACUCUUAUUUACUUUUCUGUUUAAUGGGUAUGUUAUCUACUUACUUGAAAUAUUAGAUCUAUUACAAAUCUAUUAUUCAUUAAAAACAACCCUAUGUGAUGAAAAUGUAAAUGUACUUUCAAAACUGGUAAAUGCAUGAACCAGGGCAUUGACACUGGUUGGAGAGAAAUUAUAGGCUUUGUUUAAUUAAUACCUAUUUCAUUUUAGGCUUCUACUGAUAAUGGAGAGUAGAAACAACAAGAAGUGCGUUAUUUGUAAUAAGAGGCGAAGUCGUGGUGGAUCACCCUUACUUUUGAGUAGGUUUCCUCUGGAUUCUGACCGUUGUCGAAUGUGGGUUAAAAAUGCUGGCUUAGAAGACUUAGCAUAUGUACCUAUUGAAAAGUUACACCAACUGAAGUUUGUUUGUGGUGGGCACUUCACUCCUGAAUCCUUCAAUGCCAAAGGAACUCGGCUGAAGAACUCAGCUAUUCCAACACUGGAAUUGAGCAAUCCCAUCUUGCCAGAUGAAGUUUUGACAGAGUUUCCUCUUCAUGUAAAAGACUCCAAUAAAGAAAACCUCAAGACAGUUCUUUAUGAUCAUUGAUAUUGCAUUCCAAAGAAGUCAAAUCCAGUUGAACGAGUUCCCCUUACAACUACAACCAAACAACUAAAUUCAACAUGUUUGGGAGCUGUGGAUAUACCAGAUUCUGGUAUUUCUGCGAAAACAACUUUUGAACCUCUUCCUUCUACUUCCAAUGCACCAGAACAUAUGACCUAUAAACCCAUUACUCAUGAUGAUAAAAACAUUUGCCAUCAAGAUGCACAGGCAGAAAUAUUAGUCCACAGUUAUAAAAGACCUAAGAAAAACAUUGAAAUGAAAGACACUUCAUCAACAUUUACAAUUAAAGAGAAGAGGCUUUGGCGACAGUUACAAAAUGCAAAAAAAACAAUAAGGAAUAUAGCGAAGGUAGUUGCAGAAGAACACAACAGAAAUUUUUUAAAUAUUAAAAAACUGAAUAGUACCAUUGUAAAUCCAACAUUCAAAACUAAGAUGAGGGUGAAGUAUGCUGCGCAUGCUCUGAGUAAUACCGUGGCAGCUAUUUUAAAAAUGAUGGCAUGGAAAGAAGUUUCUGAUUGCAAUGAUACAGCAUUUGUGAUUGAACAGUUAGAUAAACUAUUUGAUUGUACAAAUGGUCCAUCAUCUUUAAAUGACGUAAAGAAAGGGAUCCGGGAAAAUGUUUCCACAUCAAGUAAUCACAUUGAGUCUUGGACCUUUUAUACUGAUAAGUUAAAAACCAUAAAAUUUAUAACAGCAGAAAACACGAUACUAAAAAAUGUUAAAUGCGUAAAGGGAUAUCAAAUAUCUAUCAAAUCCUUAAACGAUAUUUGGGAAAAGUUAAAGAAUGAAGGGUUUAAAUAUAUGAACCUUAGACAGUUUAACCAAGACUCUCUGGAAAACUUAUUUGGAAUCAUUAGGCAACACAGUGUAACCAAUAGAAAUCCCACUAUCACGCACUUUACUGCAGCGCUUAAAACAAGCAUGGUUACUGGGCUGAAAGUGCCUCAUAGCAGAAGUGCUAAUUGUGAAGCAGACAACAAUAAACAUAUGCUGGAAUAUAAAGACAUUUUAAAAACUAAUUUAAAAACAACAGAAAUAAAAAUUAAUGUUCAAGAUUCCACAGACACUGAAUUUUAUCCUGUGUUGUCUAUCCCGGACCCUGAAAACUUAGAACAGCCCAUUGAAAAUUUGUGUAGCCUUGAAAACCAACCAGUAGUAUAUGUAAGCGGGUAUUUAGCUGCCAAACUAUUACAGAACAGUUCUUGUUUAAUUUGUGAAGAGUGUUUGAGCGUGAAAACUCCUGUUGACAAUGAUUUGUAUGCAUAUAUAUCUCUUCGCGAAUGGUGGCAUGAUAAAAAAAGUCUCGUUUAUCCAACAAUUCAAUUAUGUACCACCGUAAAUGAAGCUAAACAAUUUUAUCAUGACCAUAUUGCCGACCAGAUAUAUAUGGAAAAUGUUGGAAAAUUCAUUUUCUUAAUGUUGAGUACAAAUUGUAAUUUUAGUUGGUUUAAAUGUCAACAACAUAAUAAAGAAAUUUAUGAUAAGAUGUUUAAAAUAUUAAGUUACCUUUUUCUAAGAAAAAGUUGUAA
Ostrinia nubilalis (European corn borer) is the source of this 2429-nucleotide messenger RNA. RefSeq names its product THAP domain-containing protein 5-like. The record is from RefSeq and is a predicted model, not a curated record. NCBI's taxonomy places the organism in Eukaryota, Metazoa, Arthropoda, Insecta, Lepidoptera, Crambidae. The coding region runs from base 523 to 885 and encodes 120 amino acids. The transcript is spliced from 6 exons.